Molecule: messenger RNA, 3806 nt
Organism: Cucurbita pepo subsp. pepo (vegetable marrow)
Lineage: Eukaryota; Viridiplantae; Streptophyta; Magnoliopsida; Cucurbitales; Cucurbitaceae
Gene: SRS2
Product: P-loop containing nucleoside triphosphate hydrolases superfamily protein
Biological process (GO): recombinational repair
Cellular component (GO): nucleus
Molecular function (GO): DNA binding; hydrolase activity; ATP binding
Source: RefSeq, a predicted model, not a curated record
GUUGUAGUUUUGGGGGGAAAAUUGAAGUGAAGAGACACAACGCUUGAACCAACACCUGCAAUUUGGAAAUCCAUGUCUUCAAUCUUUGAUUCUCCGGCCGGUAGGUUUUACCUUUCAGUUUAGUUUCUUCUUAAGCGAUGAUCGAAGAUGAAAAUUCUGGCAUCACCGAGGAAGAAAGGGAUCGAAUCUCCCGCAAUUUCAGAGCUGCCAAAGCUCUUCUUGCUCGUAAACGCCCUCGCCUCUUGCACUCCCAUCAGCCAAUUUCUCAGCGUUCUAAUCGUAUCCAUUCUGCUAAUCUACUUCCUAUCAGCUCCAGGGUUUCGGAUUUAAAUGCAACUGAUGCCCCGGUUUGUGAUAAUGGUGCAAAGAGGGUUCCAUUGUCCGAGAUUUCGGGGAACACUCCGCUAUCGAAGUCAUUUGCUAUUGCAAUUGACGCUACUUCAAAGGAGUUGGGAUUAGAUUGUUUCAAGACUCCUUUAAAAAGUUCUGAAUGUUCUAGUACAAGAAAUUCUUUCUCGGCUCCAAGUAUUCUGGAUGAUGAUUUUGAUGAGUCCACUUUAGAGGAAAUCGAUGCUCUCUGCGAGCAGAACUCAUCUGCUAGAGCAGAAAGGGACUGUUCACAUUCCAUCUUCCAUGCGGGAAAUCAGGAUAAUGGUAGCUAUAACGAUGAUCCUAGUGUAGAUUUGGAGUCUGUAAAUGGUAGCGAAAGUAGCGAAAACAAAGGCUUGUUGUGUUCUUCGGACGCCUUGGAAUUAAGAGCAGAGUGGAUCAACUCUGACUCUGCAACUAAGAAGAUCGGGGCCAUGCCAGCAGAGUAUGCAAAAUAUCUGUUGUCUCUCAAUGACAGACAACAAGAAGCAGCUUGUAGUGAUAUUUCGAUCCCGUUAAUGAUUCUUGCCGGUCCGGGAAGUGGAAAGACUUCCACCAUGGUCGGUCGAGUUCUGAUGCUGCUUAGCGAGGGUAUAGGCCCAGCAAAUAUUUUGGCAAUGACUUUCACUACUGCAGCUGCUUCGGAAAUGAGAGAUCGCGUUGGUGCAGUGACUGGGAAGAAAAUGGCAAAAGAACUUGUGAUUAGCACAUUUCAUUCAUUUUCAUUGCAACUUUGUCGUUUACAUGCAGAAAAGUUAGAGCGCACUUCGGAUUUUUCAAUAUAUGGACAUGGGCAGCAAAGGAGGGCAAUCAUUGAGGCUGUGCGUCUAUUGGAAAACGAAAAAAGUAAACAAAAAGUAGACUCCAACAUACUUGAUGAUGCUUCUAAGGAUGUUGCUCCGUUGCAUUUGAAGGAUAAGUCAAAGAAAUGGCAAACUUUUGUCCCUAAGGCUAAAGCUUGUGGAACUACUUCUGAAGAACUACGUACAAAGGGUGAUGAGAUAGGAGCUGCAGUUCUUGACAACUACAAUGAAAUUUUGAAAUCUUGUAAUGCCCUGGACUACCACGACUUAAUAGGCUGUUCCUUGAAGCUGCUUACUGAUUUUCCUGAAGUAUACAAGGAGUGUCAAGAUUCAUGGAAAGCCAUUAUUAUUGAUGAGUUUCAAGAUACAAGUUCCAUGCAAUACAAGCUUCUUCAGAUUCUUGCAUCCAAUAGGCAGAUAACUAUAGUUGGUGACGAUGAUCAGUCCAUAUUCAGUUUCAAUGGAGCUGAUAUCUCCGGAUUUGACUCUUUCCGUAAAGACUUUCCAACUUACAAAGAGAUCAGACUCAAUAAAAACUAUCGAUCCACAGGCUGUAUUAUUGAUGCUGCUUCUUCUCUGAUACGAAAUAAUAAAAAAAGAUGCCCUUUUAAGGAUGUUCGAACUGAUAAUUUAACUGGAUCUAAGAUUACAAUUAAAGAAUGCAAUAAUGAGGCUGCUCAAUGUGCAUUUGUUAUUGACAAGAUCAUGGAAAGCACUUCAAAUUGUUCAGCUUCCAAAGGCUUUGGGAGCUUUGCAGUUCUUUACCGGAGGCAGAUAUCAGGAAAAGUAUUUCAAACAGCUUUCCGUGAAAGAAAAAUACCAUUUAAUGUUCAUGGUGUGGCCUUCUACCGAAAAAAGGUAGUGAAAACCAUUAUGGCUCUACUUAAAACAACAUUUCCUGAUUGUGAUGAUGGUGCUUAUCGUCAAGCUUUCAAGGCUCUAAUUCCUUUUGAGAAAGAGGAAAAGAAGAGGAUAAUUAAUCACAUCGACAAAAUUUCAACGGUAAGAAAGUGCCCAUUUAUUACUGCUGCUAGGGACAUCUUCAACUCCAAGAUUUCUGGAACCUUAAAGAGGAGUCAACUUAACCAAGGGCGUAAGGUGCUGUCUACAUUAGACAUGGUGUCAAGACUUGUUCUAAGGGAACAAUCAAUAUCAACUGUUAUAACCUCUGUGUCUAACAUGUUACCUGAGAAGUACCUUCUGGAGCAACAGGCAGUUACUAAUGUUGAUGGGGGAAAAUUGCUGAACGAAGACAAUGAUAUCAGAUCAGUUCUUCAGUAUUUAUUGGAUGAUGUCUCCAAUUUUUUGUCAAGUCAUUUUACUGUGGAAGAAGGGAAGACAGAGAUUGUAGAAAGUGAGCCAGGUUGUCUUAAUGCUCUGAAAGCUUUUGUUGACCAUGUAUCUGAGAGGGAAAAGGCAAAUUUCUGCUCUCGCCGUCUUGACAAUAAAAACUCUGUCACUUUAACGACCAUUCACCAGUCAAAAGGCUUGGAGUGGGAUGUUGUCUUCAUAAUUAAGGCCAAUGAAUCAGAGAUUCCUCUCUUGCAUGAAUCCAGGGGCAUUACAAUGGAAAAUGGAAACUCAAUUGAGGAAGAACGACGCUUACUAUAUGUUGCGAUGACUCGUGCUCGAGAGAAAAUCUUUAUAUUGUAUGUCUUGAUGGACUCAGAUUGGCAGAUACUCCAACCUUCAAGAUUUCUCAAAGAAAUUCCUGAUCAUCUUCGAGAGAUACAGGCUGAAGUUAGUGUCCAACACUUCCAAAAGAAGCACCAUGAUGUUCUAAAACAGAACAUGCACAUACCUCUCGAAAAACCUGUAUCAGAUGAUUUGGAUGCUGCGUUAAACAAUCCUGCUAAAGAUCAAAUCGACAUUAGAGACUCCGAAGAACCUUUAGAGACGACUAAUGGGAAUCAUUUCCUAAAAAGAUUUGAUGUGGAUAACAGAGCAAUUAUUUCCCAUUUAUUUCAUCAGUGGGCCAAGAAAAAGGCCUUUCAAGAUCCUAAGAGGUUAAUUGAUAAGGUUGGAUUUGUAAUUGAUGAACGGCUGAGAGUGAAUAAAUGCAAAUCGAAGGAAGUCUUGCGUACACUGAAGUCAUCAUUGACUAGCGAUGAAGCACUUCAGUAUGCUGAAUAUGUUUUGAGAUGGGAACAGAUCCCUGCGGAUAAGCGUGCUCUCUUGAUGCAGGAAAAACAGGAGCAUUUCCUGAAAUUAAGGAUUGAAAAUGCAAUGGGUUCCUCAGCACCUUCAGCAAAACAGAUUUCUUAUUUGCGUAAUUUGGGAUGUACUAUUACUCCUACGUCCCGUCUCCAUGCGUCGUCUUUGAUCGAGCAAUACAAAUCACUAUGAUUAGCUAGAGAAAGGUGCACAGUGUACAAGGUCAGGAAUAGGUGAAUAAGCGGAAAAACACACCAUACAAGGAAAGAAAUGCUCUUGAUCUCCUAUAAAGCCAAUCAUCGGCGAAGUCAUGGGACAACAAAGCUCGACAAAAGUCUAAUGUUUUGCCUAUGGACUAGAAAGCUCUUGGAAUCUCUUUUUCUAAAAGUCUUUAAGUGUAACCUUACAAGAUUACGAGUUAGAUGAAGAACAUUUUGGACCCUAACGGCUUUAGGUCCUUGUUUGUUUUAUGUAAUGCAA